AUGUCGGAGGACGUUGAAACCAUUAAGCCAGCGGAAACUGAAAACACUUCUGAACAUGUUAAAGAAUCCGAUAAUCCUGCCGCCAUCGCAGAUUUCGAAAUGAGAUUCUUGAAUGAAAAAUGGUACGGGCGUUAUAAAACCACUGGUCAGUUCAUGCAUCAUGUAGAGGAGAGUUGGGUUGAGCUCCCUGAAGACGAUCUUGAAUUCAUCCAACAGCUAUGGUUCGAGCAAGAAGCUUCUGAAGUUAAGAUUAUUGAUGGAGUGCGAACAAAAUGGAACGCUACUACACAACAAUGGGAAAAGGAUGUAGAAGUUGACGAGAGCUUCAUCGCCCAAUAUCAAGCUGGAUAUGGAGUAGAAUAUGAUUAUGAGAAGAUGAAUGAAGAAAGAAGAGCACUAAAUCCUCCUAAACAAGAAAAGAAAGGAAAAAGAGCUGCUGCGGAACCGAGACCUGAAGGUUGGAUCGACAUGGAUGAUAAAGUAAAUGCUAUUUAUCUGAGCAAUCUACCCACUGAUAUAACAGACGAAGAAUUUCUGAACUUUGUCUCUAAAUGUGGUGUUGUGCAACCUGAUGCAAGGAACGGAAAGCCCAAGGCGAAGCUGUACAAGGAUGAAGAAGGAAAUUUAAAAGGCGAUGGCCGUUGUUGUUACAUCAAAAAAGAGUCAGUAGACUUAGCGCUUCAAAUUUUGGAUGGUUUCAUGUUGAAAAAUCGAGAGGUCAAGGUUGAGAAGGCUCAUUUUGAAAUUAAAGGAGAUUAUGAUCCAACAAAAAAAAGAAAGAAGAUGUCCGCUUCACAAAAAAAAAUAUACAUGGAUCGACAAAAACGGUUGUUUGAAUGGAAAGCGGAUAAACCGAGGAACUACAGACCAAAAUCAGACUGCACUGUUAUUUUCAAAAAUGUUUUCACUCUGGAGGAAAUGCUUGAAAAUGCUGCUCUUCUGUUCGACAUCAAGGAAAUGUUCAAUGAGCUCUGCUCAAAGUACGGAACACCCAAGAAAUUGGUGCUUUAUGAUAACAAUCCAGAGGGCGUGUUGUCGGUAGCAUUCGAAACGACCGAAAUAUCUGAUUUGGUUGUGAAAAUGCUCAAUGGUACUGUUAUUCGUGGAAAACAAAUACAAGCUUCACUUUGGGAUGGAAAGACCAAGUACAAAGUUGAAGAAACAGAAGAAGAUCGUGCGAAACGCAUGGAACACUGGGAUAAAAUAAUGCAAGGCGAAAAUACAGAACAACAAUCUUGA
Molecule: messenger RNA, 1239 nt
Organism: Auanema sp. JU1783
Lineage: Eukaryota; Metazoa; Nematoda; Chromadorea; Rhabditida; Rhabditidae
Source: the annotation of a GenBank genome assembly